Messenger RNA from Priapulus caudatus, 3176 nucleotides. Its product is annotated as ceramide synthase 1-like. Gene Ontology annotation, cellular component: membrane. The record is from RefSeq and is a predicted model, not a curated record. Bases 1 to 759 code for a protein of 252 amino acids. Gene Ontology annotation, molecular function: sphingosine N-acyltransferase activity. Lineage: Eukaryota; Metazoa; Priapulida; Priapulimorpha; Priapulimorphida; Priapulidae. Gene Ontology annotation, biological process: ceramide biosynthetic process. The transcript is spliced from 7 exons.
AUGUGUCCAUUUAAGUGGCUGUCAGCCCGACCAGAUGAUGCCAAUCGCUCGCACUACAGAUGGCAGGUCACCAGAUGGUGUAUUACCGAAGAUCGGAUUGCUUGCGUCUGCUCGUUAGAACUGACACUUGAAUCUGUAGCAUUCCUGAAGUGCUACUUGCAUACAGACGCCUGCUGGCUGACCCAGCUACUGGUCGUCGACGAGCUACUUGUCUACCCGCGACUAGACCCCACGUGUCAGUAUCACAAGAUCGGCACUGUAGUGUUGUUAUUGCACGACGUCACGGACAUACAGCUAGAGUUUACCAAGGUGAACAUCUAUCUGAAGCACAGAGGCAAGAAUACGUACUCGAUACACCAACAGAUGUCGAACUUGGGAUUCUUCUUAUUCGCAUCUGCGUGGCUGGUGUUCAGGCUGUACUGGUAUCCACUGAAGGUUCUCUACAGUACCGGCUAUGGAGCAAUGAAGUAUGCUCCAGUCGAGAAGAAACCAUUCUUCGUCUUCUUAAACGUCAUGCUAUGGAUUCUGCAGCUGCUGAAUAUUUACUGGUUCUCGUUCGUCCUGCAUUUUCUCUAUAAGCUGGCCACAGGUCAGAUGACCGAGGUGGACGACACACGUGAGUACGAGGCUGGGAAGAAACAUUGCCAGGAGCUGAAUGGCAACGUCACGAAUAAAGGAGCCGAGUAUUCCGUGAAGGCCGACCAGAAUGGUGUGUUACACAAUGGUCUAACGCACCAGCAGCUACACAAACUUGACUAGUAUGCUGGGUGAGGCACACAGACACGCACGCACGCACACAUUAGUUUCGAGUAGUAUCAUUAGUUUUUAUAAGCGUUCAUCAAUGCUCUGCUCAUGGAGGAAAAGGGUGCUGAUCAGAUGAACGACUGAAGCGGAAGCAAGCUGCUAGCGGUUGGUUAGUUUCCUUCACUCGUCGCGUGCAUCCGUUGAACAGUACUACUGUCGUGUUUUAAGCAACCCUCCGCUACUCGCCACAACCCGUCAAGAAACAACUUAUUUUUUUAAAUAUUUCAAUUUGAACCUGUAUUCUCAGGUAAAUUAUUUGUACAUUAGUUUAAAUUGAAGAUGAUUAAAUCUUUGGUUGUACUCUCUACUCUAGUGAAACGUAGUUAUCGUGUAAACGAUUAUGUAUGUGAAAUGAAAAGGACAAAACGGCCUAAUGGCGAAAUAUAUUAAUAUAUUGAUGUGAAUAUAUUGAUCGAUCAGUGUUUAAAUAUGGAGGCUCCUGCAUUAUUUUUAACCGUUUGAUUGAUAAUGUAUUGCGAACUAUUUUCUUAAUUGCUAUAACUGGUUAUGUAGAGUAGAAUCUAAUCUAAUUAUUCGUACUGACUUGAGCUGGACACGACUGGAGAUGAAUUUCUGCAAGCUAAUGUUUUAUUCAUCAUUUCAUGUUCAAUGGAUGAUCAAGCCAACAUGCCAAGAACCAAUGUUUUUGAAAAAAAUACACAACAUUGUACCAUGAUCUUUUAAUUAUACAUACAGAUUCUCGGUAUGAAUCUCUUUAUAGGUUCAAAUAAUUAAAUAAUCAGGAGUACUAUAUCCCCGUCUCUUACCGUGUACAGGAUAUAUUUUCGCCUCCCUUAUCUCUCCUCUUUCCCCCAUCUCUCUCCCUCUGUCGAUUUCCUUCUGCGUGCAUGUAUAAUAACCGUGCAUUUAAUUAUGAAUGGAAUUUUGGAGAAGUGAAAAAGUAGAAAAUAUGUAUACUUUCUAUAAAAAUCAACAAUUUAUAUGUGAACCUAAUAGGUGCUAUAGUUUUCUAGUGAGUUGCGCUACUUUUCAAGAUUUUUACGAUAAAUACGAGAUUUUUGUAAACAACUUGUGUAUUUCUCUAAGCUGGUAAACUGAAGAAUAAUGCUAUUUAGUAUUCAAGUAAUACGUAAGUACGGUGCGAGGGCAUCAUGGGACGAAUCGUCAUUAUGACGGUGGAUUCCUGGAAUGCACAUGUGUGUUCUGCUGUUUUCAAUGCUUCCACAAUUUCUGUAGAAUAGUCUCUGCUUAUUCGUAUAUACAGGGCAGAAUAUGUACUAGCAAGCUGUCCCCUAAUGCACACAGGUUUAUACAUGGAUAUAGCGUGCAGUGGUAGUAUUAUCAGGAGUGGAUAAUAAUAUAUAUAUAAUUAUAAUAUAAUUAUAAUUAUAAUAAUAUAAUUAUAAUUAUGAUAAUAAUAUUAUUAUUCACUACGGGUAUUAUCAUAACACAGUGGUCCCCGUGUUAUUGGGCUCCGGGCCUCAGGUACACAAGUGCGUUCCUUGAACCACGUGUCUAUGCACGUUGUGAUGCAACCGCUUAAUCGGAACGUUUGAAUGGCGGGGGCCGCUGUAUAAUAUUGUAUUACAAUCACCUCGCACCAAGCCAGCUUUAAGAUGGGUUGUGAUCAUUAAUUGCCAAAACGCUAUCACCUAUUGCGUAUAACUGAGCAUAGCUUGUGUUAUUUUUUGUCAUCGUAAUUUUUUCAUUGAUAUAUUUGAGUUUCGUAUAAUGUAAAGUAGAAUGCAAGGGGACAAAAUUUGUCAAUUUUAACAUAUUUCGAUUAUUGAUUACAUCCAUGUAUGGAUACUUUUGUAAGAAAAUCGCUUUUUCUAUCUGCAGAACACGAGCACGUUCGCUGAAUUGCAGCAUUAUAUCAGAAGUAGAUAAUAGGGAACUAUUAUCUACUUCUGAUUAUAUUGAAAUAUACAGCGCAGAAAUAUGAACUAGUCAAACCAUGAAAUUGCAUGCUUUAUACACCAUGAACGCAUUUAAAUAUGCAAAGGUUUCGAAUCACAAUUGCUAUUAUAUCGUAUGCUACGUAAAUCGAUGAUGAUUUGAUCAUUGCCAGAAAGUCCUGCACAGGCUAACAGGUGCCGCCACUUUCCCAUUCGUACUCGUAUCUGAUUAUGCACUUUUAUAGGGAAAUUCGCUAGGCUGGCAACGUAAUAUUUUUGUAUGGCGACAACAGGAGACUGAAAUACACGUCACAACGAAAGUGACAGACAGAAUUGCAGUUAUGUUGAGAGAUGUUACUGUCUCUCUCUGAACUCUCUCUCUCGCCUGUACCAAUAAAAUAUUAUGCCGUCGACUUUGUUUCAAUGAAAAUCGCCCUAUUAUGCCAGUAAAUGGAUUGUAACGAGGUUCCUUUGAAGUUAUAAAUCGAAUAAAUACAUAUCCUAGACUAUUUC